CUGGUACUCCUACACUCGUAUCCAGACAUCUGCAGCGUACGCAACUGUGUAUUUCUACCAAUUGCUACCAGUUUCUACCAAUUUCUACCAACAUUUAAAAUGAAGUCCAUAGUAAUUCUAGUUGCAUUAGCCGUGAUUGUUUUGCAGUGUGAAAGCAAAACUUUUACAAGAUGCGAACUUGUACGACAGUUGAGGAAUCAUGGUUUUCCUGAAAAUAAGAUGCGAGACUGGGUAUGCUUAGUGGAGAACGAGAGCAGUCGGCGCACACACAAGACUGGCUCGGUGAACAAGAACGGCUCCCGCGACUACGGGCUGUUCCAGAUCAACGACAAGUACUGGUGCAGCAACACUAGCACGCCGGGCAAAGACUGCAACGUCACCUGCGCGGAUCUGCUAACGGACGAUAUCACGAAAGCGGCCAAGUGCGCAAAGAAAGUGUUCAAGCGUCAUGGAUUCAACGCAUGGUACGGAUGGAAGAACCACUGCCAAGGAAGUCUCCCAGACAUCAGCUCCUGUUAGUCUUUUACUCAUUCAUAAAGGCUCACCCAAUCUCGCCAAACUUGUAGUCUGCUUUGAACAGUCUGCGCAUUGUACAGCCAUAUUUCAGCGUGAAUCCUGUAAAAUUACAGCACUGUGACAUCGUUCGUUUCCAUGACAACUUCAUUGUCAAUGACAUUUUACUUUUGGCAUUCCGUAAACAUAAAGUUAUGGGCGAAAAGUUCGUCGAUGUGGGAAUACCCCUGGAACAGACAGCGCAUUGUAGGUCAACAAGAAACUAUGAAGUGCGGUGAUAUCGCCGUAGUUGAACAAAACACUAGUGAUGAGACAUGAGAACUCAAUGGUUUCAUCGGGGUAGAGUUGAUAUGUUGGAACUUCAGAGCGUUUAGAAGUUUGGUGUGGAUUAUACCUAUCUUGUAUACUUAUCAAACAUAUUCACGUAUUUAUUUUUGUAUAACUAUAAUUAAAUCCAAAGAAUACCUAGGUAAAUUACUAACUACUACUACUACUAACAAGUCGAGUACAAUUUGAACAGGAAAAGAAUAAACUUUGCCUUAUUGUAAAAAAACAAAGAAACAUAUUUUUGUUAAGAUGGUAAUGAAAAAUUAUGGCGCCUGUUUUAUUUUUCUGGUCAAGUAACGGUUAUUUGAAUAAAGUAUAAAUUAUUGUAAUGUUAAAA
Messenger RNA from Bicyclus anynana (squinting bush brown), 1177 nucleotides. RefSeq names its product lysozyme (gene Lzm). The transcript has 3 exons. NCBI's taxonomy places the organism in Eukaryota, Metazoa, Arthropoda, Insecta, Lepidoptera, Nymphalidae. Gene Ontology annotation, molecular function: lysozyme activity. The coding region runs from base 100 to 519 and encodes 139 amino acids. The record is from RefSeq and is a predicted model, not a curated record.